Zea mays is the source of this 975-nucleotide messenger RNA. RefSeq lists its product as uncharacterized. The coding region runs from base 571 to 720 and encodes 49 amino acids. The record is from RefSeq and is a predicted model, not a curated record. Lineage: Eukaryota; Viridiplantae; Streptophyta; Magnoliopsida; Poales; Poaceae. The transcript is spliced from 4 exons.
GGAUGGAGUCAAGGUUGAGAUACAUCACUAUGGGUCUAGGGGCCUUAUUUGCUGCUGGGAAAAUAGCAGAUUUGGACUGUUUUGGUGGGCAGUGAGGCCUUAUCUGUUGGAUCUGUGGUGGAAUUAACUAGACAGCAAAAAUCCAGUGGUUUCAUGCCUUCACCCCAGUAGCAAAUAUCAAGUUUUGGACCAUAGUGCAUACCCAAGUGGGAGACUUAUCUACUCCCUUUCCUAUCUGUUUACCGAACGAAGGGAUGGAUAUUUUGGCUGUGUGAGAUAGACUAAAUGCAGUGUAUUUGAGCUGUGGUUAUGAGCCUAUGUGGUGUGGGUGCAUGGGAGCCACGUACAAUAGGUCAUGCAGUGCUGGCAUUCCCACGGUUCUCCUACAUCAGGUCUGAGUUGAGCUCCAUACCCUGCCUACACAUUCAGUUGUACUUGUCCAUAUCCAGUACCCUUCGCUUGGGUUCAGUAAAGCUUCCCCUUGCCCUCAGGUUUUAGCUCGAGACCACUGCAAACUUGCACGCCAUCUUCCUGCCAGUGGUGACCAUAGCAGCAGUUUACAUCCUCACCAUGGCCAAGAUUCGUCGGAGGUUGUCUCGGUCGUGUGGUGCCCGUUCCUUGUUCCUCAUAGAAUUCCCAGAAGAAGAUGAAAUUCAAGAAGUAGUUUCUAAAAAGGAGUUUGCUCCAGUGCCUAUUCAGCAAGUGGAUGGAGCUAUCUAACUGGUUAUUGGGUAGAAAGGUCUUGAGCCUCUUCACUGCAACAAAGGUGAUGAGGAGUACUCUAUGUGUUCGUGAGGCUGGAGGGCGCUUCCAGUUCUAGAGGAGGAUUAGUUAGGCUUAUGUAUAAGCUUUGGAGGGUUCCUACCUUCCUGCUAUUGUAAUAAGUUAUGCACUUUGAGUAUAUCAGGACUUGUAAUAAAUGUAACUCUUCCUAUGUAAUAACCUUCAGUUUUAGAAAUAAAAAGAAUGUUUUGU